GAAACUUCUUUUUUUUUUUUUUUUGGAAAAUUAUGGACACUGAAACUUCUUUUUCGCCCCUUUAGUUCACUUUUUCACAUUAUCCACAAAAAUUCCACCAAAAUCCAAGCAUGGGAGCCAAAGAUGGAAAUCCUCCACGCGUCGCAAGCGCUGCCUGGAAUUGGAUACGUGGGUCCAAGCGAAAUUCUGUACAUUACUCAAUCGUAGCUCAUUCAUGGAUUAAUGCCACUUCUUGAUGUACAGAUUACAGAAGGUUAAUUUGAAAGAUGGUGGCUGUUUCCUCCCCAAAUUCAACCAUUCUGCAGAAACCCAUCUCUCCCCGAGACCAAAAUUUUGGAUUUCUAGGUGGGUCUACGAAGGGUCUUUGCUUACGGUUGAAACCCAGAACCCACAAGAGAGAUCUCCUCCGUUUGGUUGUUGCUUCUGCAAGCAGCAGCGGCGGCGGCGUCAAUGGUAGUGGCAGGUUUUACCUCAAUUUCACUGGGUUUCCUUUCCCUCUCGGUCCAUUUCUCAAUAGACGCACUCUUAGGACUGAGGCCGUGAAAGAUUGCAUAUGGCUAUUCGAACAGGAGCAAGCUCUGGGGUUUAGCAGUGUCUCAACAAACAUCCGAAUGACAGUCAUCAAGCUCAAAUCUGGAGGAUUAUGGGUCCAUGCACCCAUUGCUCCAACCAAGGAGUGUAUCCAGCUUGUGAAGGAACUAGGGGCUCCAGUUGAAUACAUUGUCCUCCCAACAUUUGCUUAUGAGCAUAAAAUAUUUGUUGGCCCAUUUUCUAGAAAGUUCCCUCGAGCACAGAUAUGGGUGGCACCAAGGCAGUGGAGUUGGCCGUUAAAUUUGCCACUUGAAUUCUUUGGGAUUUUUCGGGCCAAAACAUUGAAAGACAAGGACUUGUCAACGCCAUGGGCUGAUGAGAUUGAACAAAAGGUUCUUAGCUCACCGGAAGUUGGAAUUGGGCCAUAUGUGGAGGUAGCAUUCUAUCAUAGGCGUUCUCGAACCCUACUGAUAACAGAUGCUGUAAUAUAUGUUCCUAGACAGCCACCAGAGUGUAUUAGCAAAGAAUCCUUGUUAGCUUCUGCAAAGAAUGGUCUGGCUGUAAAAAUUCUUAGUAAAGGAAAGGAAGUCCCUCAGGAGCCAGUGGUUGACAACAAGAACAACCGCCAAAAAGGGUGGGAAAGAAUGGUUCUUCAAAUCUUGUUUCUUGGCCCAUCAAAUCUGUUGGAACCUAAGGCUAGCUUUGCUCAGAUGUCACAGAAGCUUAUUGUUUCUCCCAUUGUUAAGACUUUGGUCUUCAGCAAGGUCCCUGAAAAAGUCAGGGACUGGAUUGACAGCAUUGCACGGGAUUGGAGUUUCAAGAGAGUAAUCCCUGCCCAUUUUGCUGCUCCAAUACAUGCAACCAAAUCUGAGUUCUUGGCAGCAUUUGCAUUUCUUGAUGACCUCUUGGAUGAGCGUUAUGUUACCCGACCUUCGUUGUCUCUUCUCUUCGCAUCACUUAUGGGGAAGGCAGCCAGUUACUUCCCUCCAGAUGAUAUGAAGACCCUAUCAUCCCUGGACCAGUUUUUAGUCUCAGUGGGAGCUGUGAAGAAGACUGUCUCAGGCCGAAAAAGAUGACAAAGUAACAUGAAUUUCCCCUGUGGACGCUCAUCUACUAAACACAUGUAUAUUUAGCACACUUCUACUAUUGCUUUUUCACCAUUAUUGCUCUGUUUCUUCACAUUUGAAAAAGCAAUGUAUUGUUGAGCAUGAUUUUGAUACCCUCAGCUCAAAGGCGUUCGGGAUGUAACAUACAACAUUUGAAAAAUUAGUAAUGACAAUAGAAUUGUGUAUCCUUCGUGGCA
This is a messenger RNA of Malania oleifera, 1834 nucleotides long. RefSeq lists its product as uncharacterized. Bases 267 to 1607 code for a protein of 446 amino acids. Lineage: Eukaryota; Viridiplantae; Streptophyta; Magnoliopsida; Santalales; Ximeniaceae. The record is from RefSeq and is a predicted model, not a curated record. The transcript is spliced from 6 exons.